Molecule: messenger RNA, 459 nt
Organism: Fusarium tjaetaba
Lineage: Eukaryota; Fungi; Ascomycota; Sordariomycetes; Hypocreales; Nectriaceae
Exons: 2
Coding region: 1-459 (152 amino acids)
Source: RefSeq, a predicted model, not a curated record
AUGUAUCGUUACUUCAUCGCUGUUCUACUCGGUGUUGCAGCCAUGGCCUGCGAUACCUCCACUAGUACACCCCCUGAAACCGACAUCGGCUCCCUAGAUGGCCUUCCUACAGACAGCUUCCUCCUCGACCCUAUCGGCUCGAUCUCCUCCUCAAACCUCGAUGUGAACAAAUACCCGUUCAACGAACCCGACAAGCUUUCUGUUCCGACGAUGUGCGAGUUCCAGUCUGCCAAUAUUGCAGCUGAGCUGGCAAUCUUCAAGGCCAUUGGGACGUUGGACAUGGAGAAAGAUAAGGAGCUAUGGGAUGCUAGUAUAAAUUGCGCGGGCGUUUUGACGGAUCUGCGUGCUAGGGAUAUUUAUUUGCGGGAGAUUUUGCCCAAGAUUGAAAGCGAGGGUAUUGAUGCAUGGGAGAAGACUUGUGAUGAGUGGAUUAUGAAAGCUGUGAUAGGAGCUCAGUGA